AAAUACCAUUUUCUUGAUAACAGUCUGUGUUCCCUCGGAGAAGCUAGUGCCAGACCCCUGACAACAUCGGGUCCUUUCGUUCAAGAGUACGGUGUUGGGCCUAGCCUUCCAAAAUGGCGCUCCUAGUACCAGAGAAGUUUCAGCACAUUCUUCGUGUCAUGAACACGAAUAUCGACGGUAACACCAAAAUCAUGUAUGCCAUGACUUCUAUCAAGGGUGUUGGAAGAAGAUUUGCAUCCAUUGUCCUGAAGAAGGCUGACAUUGAUGCUUCAAAGAGAGCUGGUGAACUUUCAGAUGAAGAGGUGGAGAGGGUCAUUACCAUCAUGCAGAAUCCACGACAAUAUAAAAUCCCUGAUUGGUUCCUCAACAGACAGAAGGAUAUUAAAGAUGGAAAAUUCUCUCAGAUUCUUGCAAACAACUGGGAGAGCAAGCUUCGUGAAGAUCUUGAGAGACUGAAGAAAAUCAAGGCUCAUAGGGGUCUACGUCACUACUGGGGUCUCCGCGUAAGAGGCCAGCACACCAAGACCACAGGAAGGAAAGGACGUACUGUUGGUGUAUCCAAGAAGAAGGGCUAAACACUUUCUUGUGAUUGAUCAAUUGUUAAAAUAACUCCUGUAAGAAA
Molecule: messenger RNA, 622 nt
Organism: Rhopilema esculentum
Lineage: Eukaryota; Metazoa; Cnidaria; Scyphozoa; Rhizostomeae; Rhizostomatidae
Product: small ribosomal subunit protein uS13
Biological process (GO): translation
Cellular component (GO): ribosome; cytosol; small ribosomal subunit
Molecular function (GO): RNA binding; structural constituent of ribosome
Source: RefSeq, a predicted model, not a curated record